This is a messenger RNA of Zophobas morio, 830 nucleotides long. Its product is annotated as endocuticle structural glycoprotein SgAbd-4-like. Bases 89 to 679 code for a protein of 196 amino acids. The record is from RefSeq and is a predicted model, not a curated record. Gene Ontology annotation, molecular function: structural constituent of chitin-based larval cuticle. Gene Ontology annotation, cellular component: chitin-based extracellular matrix. The transcript has 4 exons. NCBI's taxonomy places the organism in Eukaryota, Metazoa, Arthropoda, Insecta, Coleoptera, Tenebrionidae.
GGUUCUACAAAUACUGCUUAGUAUAAAUAGCCAAAAUACGUGCUUAGUGGUUGUAGUACAACUGUGCACUGUGUAGAUUCUUAUCAAGAUGAAGUAUCAUCUAGUCGCAAUUUUUGCUUUGAUAGCCCCUAUCUUUGCUCGUCCUCAAGCACCCCCACAACCCCAGGCAGCCGCCCCCCAACAUGCCCCUGUAGCAGCCCAGCCCCACCCUCAACCAAAUGCGGCCAGUGGAGGUGCUACAACCCCUGUGACGAUAGUCAAUCAGGCUGAAGUUAUAGGCCCCGAUGGAAGUUUCAAUUACAGUUACGACACCAGCAACGGUAUCCAUGUUGAACAAGGUGGUUAUGUGAAACAGGGUGCUCAGCCCAAAUCUGUAGACCCCAACAACCCAGAUGCCGGUGGCGACGUUCAAGUUAUCCAAGGUGCCUUCUCAUACACCGCCCCUGAUGGACAAGAAAUUUCUCUUAAGUACGUAGCUGAUGAUAACGGGUUCCAACCUCAAGGGGACCAUUUGCCUACUGCUCCACCAGUACCAGAAGGGAUUGCUCGUAGUUUAGAACAGCAGCCACAGCAGCCUGGUCAACCUGCUGGUCAACCUGGACAGCCUCUGCAACAUCAACAACCACAGGCAUUAGCUGCCGCUGUCACCGAUCAUCCUAGUCCAGUCACACAAGUUUAAAUUUGUGAAUUGUGAAAGUAUUUUAGAAUAAGUUUUAUUUUUAAAACGCUGAGCUUUAUGUGGAUUGGUGUGCAUACGGAGAUGUAUUUUUGUAAAACGUGAUUACAUUUUCAUUAAUAAAAUCAUCUUUCAUAUUAAAUGGUACUUAAAA